Paramecium tetraurelia is the source of this 3096-nucleotide messenger RNA. RefSeq lists its product as uncharacterized. NCBI's taxonomy places the organism in Eukaryota, Ciliophora, Oligohymenophorea, Peniculida, Parameciidae. The transcript is spliced from 5 exons. The record is from RefSeq and is a predicted model, not a curated record.
AUGCAAAAAGAAACUUCUUCUGUUAAUACUUCACAUCAACAAUAACAAUAACAAUAACAACAAAAUAAGGAGGAGAGUAAAUUAAAAAGUCUAUUGUAGGGCAGCUAUGAUUACAUUCAUAGGGAGACUGGCAAGAUGAUUUAGAAAAAACUCUAUAAGCGUGCAUUCUAGCUUUUAGAGAAAUUUUACAAUCAACGAAAGGACCUUGAAUUAGGAGAAAUGGUUAUGUUGAAUCGAAGGAUGAUUAAUUGCAUCAACAAAAUACUCAAGUAAGGAUUGCUUAAGCCUGAUAUUGAAUAAGACAGGCCAGAGAUUAUGCUCCAGAAAUUUCAUAGGGGAAGCCAAGCUAUUUUUGAGUUAUACAAAUACAUUAAUCUGUAUAUUUAAAAAGUUAUACCGAACGAAAUGAAGGGAGUUGUUUUGGAGGAAGUGUCUCAUUUGACAAGCUCUGAUGAGGAAGGGGAAGAGAGAAUAAAGGAACACGAAGUUACAGUACUCUUUUAUAAGAUCAACGAAUACGAUAAGCCCAAAAAGGAGAGAAGUAAAAAGUAAGUUAAGGAGUUAAUGAACCCUUAUGAACAAGAGAUUUCAGAAACCAGUCGAAUUGCAAAUAUGAUUGUAAAAACCGUCAAACCUUUGAAUAUUCAAUUUGAAUUGGAUCAGUACUUUUACAAUUUGAUUGAACUUCAAUUAAUGGCCAAUUUAAUUUUCAAGAAAGCAAACAAACCAAAAGUGGCCUAUUAUUAUUUGGUGGAAGCUCAAAGAAUUGCCAAGCAGAUUAUUGACACUCCCAAUCCUAAUUUAGUCAAUGCAUGUGCCAGGGUAAAGAUGCAUUUGGCCAAUUACUUGUACGAAAUAAGUGAAUAUAAAGAGUCAUUAAGAGUUGCAGAGGAAGCCAUAGUAAUCUUAUGUGGGGAGAUGAGAAUAAGGAUUAAUUAGGAAAAGUUCGUAUAGAAGAAAAACAAAUAGAGGGAGAGAAGAAGAAUGAAAAGAUGUGUGAUAACAACACUGUCAGCAUUAAUCAUUAUGAUGUGUAAUUAUGAAGCAGAAAAUAAUUAUCAUAGGAUUGUUGAAACCUUAACUACGGCCAGUUGGUUGGCUGACAAAUACAUUCAAGGGAUUGAUGAAUUCAAAAAAUACAUUAUUAAAUUGGCAAGUGAAGGCAAACAUAAAUUGGAACAGAAUCUAAAGGAUUUAGCAGAUUUGAGUUACAUAGCUGAGUCUAUUUUGGAUUCAGAAUUACAUAAGAUCAGAAAGAAUCAAAGAGAUUAGAGAGAGUAAUCAGAAUCUGAUUAUCUAAAGAAAUUCAAUAGUGACAUGUUUAAUCUCUUCUAAAUCAAAUCAUUGAACGAAUAGUUGCAUUUUAAGACUUAGGUAAAGGAAGAAUAGAAAAAAAAACAAUAAUUUGAUAAUAAAAUAAUUGAAUAAUCAUAACCUCAUGGCACUGAUGCUUCAAUCAAUAUUUUUGAUAGUGAUUCAAAUAGUAAAGAUAGCUUUUUUGAAGGCAGUUUCUUUGCUCCAUCUAUGGACAAUUUAUAAUUCGACUCGAAGUUGUUUGAAGAAAAAAGACCAUUAUCAACUUCCAGAAAGCCUAAUAAUAGAAAAAUAGUCAAACCCACCAGAUAGAAGGGUAAAUCUGUGGGUUUAAUUAAAAUUGGUCUAGAAAGACCAUAAGAUUAUAAGUCAAGGAUAUUGACAACCACUCAAUAUUUUAAUGAAUAUUAGAAACCAAAAGUAUAAGAAGAGAGGAAUGUAAGCAAUACAGGAGCUUUGUUAAAAAGACAAUUGGAAAAUCUAGAAUAUAGAGAACAUCCAGAUAGAGAUGAACAUCACAAGUAGGAUUUAGAUGUAUAUGUUAACAAAAUGGUAAAUGGAAAGAUUCAAUCCAAUGAGAUCAGAGAUUAUAAUGAUAUAUUAGGUCAAUUAUUCACUUUGAGAAAGAAGGAAGAUUUUGAUAAAAAAGAGUUUUAGUUUGGAAAAAGGAUGUUAAAUCUGAAAGCCAAAGAAGAGAUUAUGUUUUAUAAAGAAUCUUUUAAGACUCCUCCUGUAAAAGUUGAGAUUGAUACCAAAGUUAAAGAUCUUGCUCAUAUUAUAGAUGGUAAAAUUACUGCUGAAAAGGAUCUAAGAGACUUAAAAAGAAGAAAGAUUGAUAAAAUGGUUGCUGGCAAAAAAAUAGUUCAAACCAAUGUGAAUAUAGAUUUAAAGGAUCCAGAAGAAACUAAUUAUUUAAAAAAGGUCUUAGAAAAAAGCAAAAAGAAGAAACUUAAAGAUUUAAUCUAUAAGCAUAGGGAAUCAUUAGGAUUAGCUAAAUUCUUUGCCAAUUAAUUAAGAGAGAUGAGAGAAAAGGAAAGAAUUUUAAAACUCAAAUCAGCUUUAGAAAAAGAAUUAUCUUUAGAUGUUCCUGAUAAUUAGAGCCAAUAAUAGCAACAUGUAAAACAAAAGAAGAGUGUGAAAAUAGUUGUACAAUAAGGAGAUAAAUAAUAAACAUAACAAGUCUCUCUAUAACCCUCUUAAUUGCACCAAUCUCAAGUUGUGGCAGAGGAUCCAAAGAACUUAGGCCAAGUAUCUUUGAGUUAGCAGAAAUCAAAUUCAUAAACAAGCUUACCUAAAACCAUACUAAAGAGACAUAAGGAAGUUAAAAGUGUUAAGGAAAGUCCUUAAAUAAGUUAAACUGUGAUUUCUAUGGAUGCUUAAGGAACAGACUUAAUAUUAUAAUAAGAGAAGCUUUAGAAAGCAAAGAGAGUAAUAAAGGAUCAAGUUGAAAAGCAAUAGAAAAAGUCUCAUUAAGUUAUUGGAAUGAUAGUAGAUGCAGUUGAAAGGAAAAUGGAUAUUGAAAAUAAAGAGUUGAAGAAGAUGCUUUUUAAAUAGAAGGGGGGAUCCAAAUAAUAUGUUGAUGAUGAUGAGAGAACAUAUUUAAAAUUUAUGCCGAAAUUUGCAGAAAUGAGCAGAUCAACAUAUCUUAUGUAUAUCAAGAAGGAAUUAGCAGAAAAAUAAGUUAUCUCCUUAGAAGAUAUUGUAAGAGCUAAUUUGAAUAGAAAAAAUUAGCUAGCCGAUAUGGCUGCAUAAAUGUUUAAAGAUAUUGGAUCUCAUCCCUGA